Messenger RNA from Cucumis sativus (cucumber), 1657 nucleotides. RefSeq names its product mannan endo-1,4-beta-mannosidase 1. The record is from RefSeq and is a predicted model, not a curated record. The transcript is spliced from 6 exons. Lineage: Eukaryota; Viridiplantae; Streptophyta; Magnoliopsida; Cucurbitales; Cucurbitaceae. The coding region runs from base 109 to 1362 and encodes 417 amino acids. Gene Ontology annotation, molecular function: hydrolase activity, hydrolyzing O-glycosyl compounds.
AAGAUGAUUCGCUUACCCAAAAUAUAGAAUUAAAAAAUUAACUCUCUCUCUCUCUCUCUCUCUCUCUCAUAUUCAUCAAAAUAAAAUAAGAAGCCGAAAAGCUAAGCUAUGCAUGGUGAAAGCAAAAUGAUGAGGUGGUCGAUAUGGGGAAUUUUCUUCCUUAUAAGUACCCUUUCCUCUUCAUCUUCUCCUGCACCGGCAGCUUUCGUUGGAGUUCAAGACGACCAUUUUCAGCUAAAUGGUUCGCCAUUUUUGUUCAAUGGCUUUAACUCUUAUUGGAUGAUGUCUGUCGCUGCUGACCCGAACCAACGCCACAAAGUAACCCAAGUCUUUCGUGAUGCCGCCACUGCCGGCCUCACCGUCUGCCGAACCUGGGCCUUCAACGACGGUGCCCUCCAUGCCCUCCAAAUCUCUCCCGGCGUUUAUGAUGAAUCAGUUUUUCAGGCUCUUGAUUUUGUGAUAUUCGAAGCAAGAAAGUACGGAAUUAGAAUGCUAUUAAGUUUGGUGAAUAAUUUCGAAGAGUACGGUGGAAGAGCAGCGUAUGUCCGGUGGGCCGAAGCCGCCGGCGUUCAAGUUCAUAGCGACGAUGACUUCUACACUAAUCAACUUAUCAGAACAUACUACAAAAACUACGUUAAGAAAGUAUUGAGAAGGAAGAACACAAUGAAUGGUUUGAGAUAUAUGGAAGAUGCAACCAUUAUGGGAUGGGAACUUAUGAAUGAAGCACGUUGUCAAGUUGAUUCCUCCGGCAACACUAUCAAUAGAUGGGUAGAGGAGAUGGGAUCAUAUGUGAAAUCAAUUGACAAACAACAUUUGGUGGGGAUUGGAAUGGAAGGAUUCUAUGGAGAUUCAAGUCCAAAUAAAAUCAAAGCCAACCCAGGUAGUUUCAAAUUUGGCACUGAUUUUGUCACCAAUAAUCUCAACAAAGCCAUCGACUUUGCAACAAUUCAUGUAUAUCCUGAUGCUUGGCUACCAGGGAAGAGUGAAGCCACCAGAAUGGCAUUCCUUGAAGAAUGGAUGGCACUGCACUGGAUGGACUCAAAGAAUAUAUUAAAGAAGCCAUUGAUUUUAGAAGAAUUUGGAAAGUCGAUCAGAGGCCAAAACCAAACAUUUAGUGUAAGGGACAGCGAUGCAUUCUUGAGUAAGGUUUAUUCAAUUAUCUACAACCUUGCAAGAAAAGGAGCAACCAUGGCUGGAGGUCUGGUAUGGCAAGUUAUGGCUGAAGGAAUGGAGUCCUAUUAUGAUGGAUACGAGAUCGUUCUUUCCCAGAAUCCUUCAACAAACACCAUUAUAACAAAACAGUCAAACAAAAUGGCUGCACUAAAUACUAGAACUCAACACCACCUCAGAAGUAGUUACUAAUCAUACGGUCUCUUCAAGUAUAUAGCUUAACAACUCUUUUAUGAUACUAAUUCUGAAAGAAAGGGAGAAAAGGGACAAGAGGGAUGGAAGGGAAGAGAUCAAAGAGAGAGAAGAGACAGGAAGACAUGGAGAGAGAUUGUGAAAAUUGGUACUACGAGGAAAUAUAAUAUAAAAAACAAUCACAUCAUGUUUAUAAUUAAUGCUUUGAAGGUAACAAUGAACAGCAGCAAAGUCUAUAUAUAAUAGAUAGGGAGAGAACUGCAUAAACCCUUUUGAAACCCAGUGAAGCCAUGAA